AUGACCAGCCCUUCGGGAGCUUCAGGCCAUCUUGGCUCUGAACUUGCAAGAGACUUCAGCGCUCCCAUGUCAAGCAACACCCAGAGCCCACGUUCGAUAAACAGCGACGACAGUCAAAGCGAGCACGAUCAGAAUAAUCUGGACCAGAACACCGACGAAGAAGCGAUUUGCCAAUGGCGAACAUCUCGAUUCUACCACCAAGAAUGCUCGCGAUAUUUCGACUGUCCAUCUCAUACCAUAGAGCGGAGUCUAUCAGAGACCGGCGAGGCAGAUCAAGAAUCCAUCCAUAGCUCCCACUCGCCCGAGAUAUCUCGCCCCGAUAACGACCAAGGGCUGGCCGACGAACCGACAUCUCAUUUUACAGAACAAGAGCUUGCGCAAGUAGAAAAUGACAUAGAGGACCCUCAAACUACCCCUGCCGACGAUACGGACGACGAUAGAGACGCCACAUCCGCCACGAGCGACCCCUCGACGAACGCAGAAGAUACAGGUACUGUAGUUGCUCAGCAGCCAGAACAUGGUUCAAAUGCCCAGCAGAAUAUCCGGCAGAAUAUAGAGAUCAACGAAAUGGAGAGCAGCUCGCAGAACAGGCGGUCUGAGCAACAUGAAAUUCCAAACCCUCCUUCCGAGCAUUCAGAGCAUAGGCACAGAUCCAGCCAAAGUACAAGCGCGACAAAUACGCAAACAACGCAACGGACAUAUGCUACCCCGUCCCGCGAAAGGAUGGAUGCGCCUUUGCCAUCGCUUCGACCUCUGGAAGAAGCUCUGCCUCCUCUUCCCCGGUCUGCGCGACAGUCGGUAUCUUCAGACUCACAACGGCCUAGAUGGCAACCAGAUAAUGAGGUGACAUAUUGUCCCAUCUGCCAUACUCAAUUUAGCUUCUUUGUGCGCAAGCAUCAUUGCAGGAUCAUAAUUCCGCACCAGUAUAUUGUUCGACCACCAGGUUCUGAAGCCAUGCAUCAGUCCCUGCUUGUCGACGGACUUGGAGCCGGAUACUUCGACGUGAAUGAUAUGUCGGGAGGCGAACGAGUGAGGCUUUGUAAUCCAUGUGUCCCAGACCCGAAUACCGCGCCACCUCAGAGCCCUGGGCCACAGGCUACUCUUUCCCCACGAGCUCCUCACCAAAGAUCGCGAAGUAGUAUUGGCGAUGCUUAUGGGACAUUGCAGCCUUCGAAUAGACAUGGCGCAGUAUUUGCUCCGGGUACUACCGGCGACCCAUAUCGAUAUCUCUCUCCAAGAAUGAGGAGCGUCACAAUGGGCUCUGCCUCAUCUGGUUCCUCUCCAGGUCCCUCUCAUAGAAGACGUAGCGGGGCACAUCAGACACCUAUCGAGCGUUUCCUAUCAAGUGCCCAGGCGGCUUCUCCAUCGUCAUACCCAGAGCGAUAUAGCUCACUAGGAGAGUCAUCGUCGAGGCAGCGUGCACUGCCACCGACUCCUCAGAUUGCCGAGGAAGACGAAUGUCCCAUUUGCCAUCGCGAAUUACCAUCUCAGAGUCUUCCCAACGCUGAAGCUCUUCGCGAGUCUCACAUUACUACAUGCAUUCAGACGCACAGCACGUAUGGUACACCCCGCGGCGGGGAAGGUGGAGCACCGGUUGCCCCUCGUCGGACAGGCAUGUAUACGUACGUAGCUACAGAGAAGGACUGCAUCGACGACGCGGAGUGUACUAUUUGUCUAGAGGAGUUUACAGUUGGGGUUCCUAUGGCACGUUUGGAGUGUUUGUGUCGCUUUCACCGAGCGUGCAUCUCAUCAUGGUUCGUCAAACAUCCAGGAAGAUGCCCUGUUCACCAGCAUGAUGGCUUUGGAUAUUAG
Messenger RNA from Fusarium coffeatum, 1812 nucleotides. RefSeq lists its product as uncharacterized. The coding region runs from base 1 to 1812 and encodes 603 amino acids. NCBI's taxonomy places the organism in Eukaryota, Fungi, Ascomycota, Sordariomycetes, Hypocreales, Nectriaceae. The transcript is spliced from 3 exons. The record is from RefSeq and is a predicted model, not a curated record. Gene Ontology annotation, molecular function: metal ion binding.